AUGGAAGCAGCCUCCACCCACAAACCUGCCUACGACCGCCUCGCCGAGCUCAAGUCAUUCGACGAAACCAAAGCAGGGGUGAAAGGCCUAGCAGAUGCAGGAAUCACUCACCUCCCUCGAAUCUUCCACGCCCCGCCUCAUCUCCUCGACAACAUCUCACCGUCCGCCGCCGCAUCAGAUCCCCAUCACCACCACCAUCAUCCCAAUUCCAUCUUCCCCAUCAUAGACCUGGAAGGCGCCUCUCAGGAUCCGGCCAAGCGAAACGCGAUAGUGAACAAGUUAAGUGAGGCAUCAGCCAAUUGGGGAUUUUUCCAGAUCGUGAACCACGGAAUCCCGUUGACCACCCUCGACGAGAUGAAAUCAGGGGUCCGCAGGUUCCACGAGCAGGACGCGGAACAGAGGAGGCAGUUCUACACCCGCAAUUUCAGCAGCAGGAUCGUCUACAACAGCAACUUCGAUCUCUACACCGGACCGGCUGCCAACUGGCGGGACACGGUCUCUUUCAACAUGGCUCCCGACCCACUCAAGCCCGAGCAGCUGCCGACCGUGUGCGGGGAAAUCGUGGCAGAGUACUCUGCGGAAGUGGUGAAAUUGGGGGAUUUGCUGUUCGAAUUGUUGUCGGAGGCUCUGGGUUUGCGUUCGAAUUACUUAAAAGAUUUGGAUUGCGGGAGAGGGAUUCAGAUGGUUUGCCAUUACUAUCCGGCGUGUCCUCAGCCGGAGCUCACUCUAGGAGCGACCAAACAUGCCGACAAUGAUUUCAUCACGGUGCUGCUUCAGGACCAUAUUGGUGGGCUGCAGGUUCUUCAUCAGGGGAAGUGGAUUGAUGUGCCUCCGUUGCCUGAGGCUCUGGUGAUCAAUAUUGGGGAUUUUCUUCAGCUGAUUUCCAACGACAAGUUCAUAAGUGUGGAGCACAGAGUGCUGGCGAACAGCAGGGGACCGAGGGUAUCGGUGGCUUGCUUGUUUGGGACUUACCUUUUCCCCAAUCCGAGGAAGUAUGGUCCGAUCGAGGAGCUGCUGUCGGCAGAGAAUCCGGCUAAGUAUAGGGAAACCACGACGGCAGAGUAUGUCUGUUGUGGGAAUGAUAAAGGGCUUGAUGGGAGUUCUACUUUGUUGCAGUUCAAGCUCUGA
This is a messenger RNA of Linum tenue, 1128 nucleotides long. Lineage: Eukaryota; Viridiplantae; Streptophyta; Magnoliopsida; Malpighiales; Linaceae. The record is from the annotation of a GenBank genome assembly.